Molecule: messenger RNA, 6171 nt
Organism: Manacus vitellinus (golden-collared manakin)
Lineage: Eukaryota; Metazoa; Chordata; Aves; Passeriformes; Pipridae
Gene: CCP110
Product: centriolar coiled-coil protein 110
Exons: 17
Coding region: 837-3824 (995 amino acids)
Biological process (GO): regulation of cytokinesis; centrosome duplication; centriole replication
Cellular component (GO): centriole
Source: RefSeq, a predicted model, not a curated record
CAGCGAAGUGAAGGCUCUAGAGACAGAAUAGCAAAGCUGAGGAAAUAGGUUGUAUUAGAUUUGUAUUAACAUGAGGACUUUGACCCUUUUCCUGGUGUGUGUGUCUGUGGGGGAGAAUGCUGGUUCUGAGCAUCUCAGAUAUUCUCUUCGUGGUUUUGUGCUUCUGCCAGGUGUAGCUGAAGAAAAAUCAGAGAGAUAUAUGCAUAUGCAUCACAAAUAAUGGAGUGUCUAAUUAGAUGUCAUACAUAUUUAAAAAAAUCUUUUGAUAAACAACAGCAUUUGUUAAGAUUAAAGAUGAAGAUUUAAAAAAAGAAACCCUCAACAAUCAUUAACAUAUUGAAGAGGUAGCAGACGACAAAGUUGUUUUUUGAAACAAGAACGACAGCUUUAACAGCUCUAAAUACUCACUGGAAAUUAGACGUUUCCAUAAAUUUAAAUUUAUUUUUCUUGGACUAAGUGCUGGCGAACAAGUGUGGAUUUUCCUUCCACCUGACCUGCCUGUUGGCGCGUUCCAUGAAACUGAUACCUGUGGCGGCACAUUUGUUGUCCUGACUAUAGAAGGACUGCACUAUACAAGGGCUGCACAGCUGUGUGAUAUUUAAUGUGAUGAAGCAGAACAGACUUCACCUGCGCUAACAGGGAACUCAUCUGGGAGAGCUACGAGUGGAAAUGGUUGGAAAUCAGAGCAGCAGGAUGGCGCUCCCUCCCCUCUCAUCCCUGUGAGCCAGGGCUGCCUUUGCUGGGCGCUCGCCUAAGCGCUGCAGAACUGCCCCGCGGGCUCUGCUGUGUGAAGGGCUCUGCAGACGGCGGCAGGCCGAGCCGAGAGCUUAGUUAACAUGAAGAUGGAGGACUAUGAAAUAUUCUGUAAGAAGCAUCUUUCCAGAAUCCAAGAAGAGGCAAUAAAAGGAGAAACUUCUUUUACUGUUCAGCACAAAAAUAUCUCCCUCAUUCAUUUCUAUGGAGUCCCUGUGCUUUCCCCUCUGCUUAGCCUUGAAAAGAAAAAGGAAAUACAGCAAUACAAGGAGAAAGCAUUGGACCUAGAGACCAGGAAACGGAACUCCCGGAACAGAGCUUUGCUGAAUCGUGUUCAGGAGAUUGUAGAAAAUGUCCAGAUGAAGAAAGGACUUAACAUGAGUGAUGCGAAUGCUCAGGAGGCUGAGAAUUCUUGCCCUGACUCAGAUUCAAAAGCUUUGACUGACUUCACAGCUCUAUCAGAUGUCAGUGUGGCAUGUUCUCCUGAAAGACACGGUUCCACGGACCUGGAAAAGGCACCAGAACUUGCACCAUCAGGUACUGCAGGGCAGAGGACAUCACAUGUGACAGAAGUAGUUAAAGCAACAGAAGAAAAUGUUUCUUCAAAGCCAAGUGAGAGUCGCUUCUUGAAAGAUGUGCCUUGUCCAAGGGCUGCCUCUCCUGACAAGCUGUGUCACAAGCUCACAUCACACGCUCUGCAAAAGCAGGAGGGACGAGCGGGGUCGCCGUCGGAUGAGGAUGUCCAAGAUCCAUGUGUGAUGAGUCUUCAGAACCUGAUAAAGAAAUCCAGGGAGUACAUAGAGAGAGAGCAAAGCAAGCGUACCUCAAAAGGCAGUUCAAAGAGGAGCGUGAGUGAAAGUCAUUCAGAUAAAGAAAAUGACGGCGUUAAAACCACCGACCCUGCGAAAGAAAGAGCAAAGCUUACAGGCAGGAGUUGCGCUGCUCAGACGCUUGAUAAACCCAGUCUUAAUAAAUCAAAUACCCUUCUCCAAGGUGCCUCUACAAACACAAAUAACACAAGUAUGUCCUCUUUAUCCAGUUUUUCUAAAGUGGACAUACCUAUGAGAAUUGGAACGCCCCCUUUGGUGGAUUCAGAUUCAGACGAAGAAUUUAAAAAGAAUUCUAUGUUGGAGCGUGACAGUAGCAUUGUCAGGAGCCUCACAGGCUCCUACGCCAAAUUGCCAAGCCCAGAGCCAAGCAUGAGCCCUAAAAUGCACCGACGGCGCCCAAGACCUUUAUCAAUGGGACACAUCAUUAUAAAUAACCCUGUGAAUGCCUACGAGUUAAGUCCUAAAGGCAAGGGUAGAGCCAUGGAUUUAAUCAUGCAAGAUAUUGCAGAUAAAAAUAACGUGUCCGAAUCAGUGCCAAAGUUCAUGGUGGACUUCAACAUGGUUUGCCCUGGCAGAGUUCCUGGUGUCAACAGGAAUUCUUCAGGCCCUUGUGAUGGGUUGGGGGUUGGCAAACCGAAUCGCCAUUCCUUUGGGCUCUGGGAAAGCAAAGGAAUGGUGUCGGCUACGGUGGAAGGACAGGUGGUGUUGGACAGCAGAGGGCCAUACAGAGUAGAGACCAGUACUAAUAUCAUCGCUCCAAAGCUGACUGAGCCGUUUGCCAUCAGUCAGUCUGCAGUAACACAGAAGAUCCCAGCUGGGAAUGAAGUGAAAGCGCCUGUUUUGCCAGAAAACACUAAAUCUAAUUCCACGGUGGAACUCAAUAAAUCUUACGACGUCGAAAACCCGUCUCCGCUGCUAAUGCAGAGCAGGAAUGCACGACAGCAGAUGGACACUCCAAGUGUUACCCCAGCACACGAGCAGGUUCCAGAAAAUUUUGAAAAGGUAAAACGUAGACUUGAUCUGGACACCAACAACUGCCAAACAGAAACCAGUUCCUGUGUUCUGAGAGUUGGAGUGGAAGAACAAGAGAAGCAGUGGUUGCAAGAACAGAAAUAUCCUGUGGAAUCAGUUUACAUUACCCCUGAAAGUAUGGCAAAAGAAGAUAUUUUAAAAACUAAAAUGUUGGCCUUUGAAGAAAUGAGAAAGAGACUUGAAGAACAGCAUGCACAACAACUGUCAAUUCUGAUAGCUGAACAAGAGAGAGAACAGGAGAAAUUGCAGAAGGAACUGGAAGAGCAGGAGAGAAAGUUGAAAGGAAAGAAGGUUACUACAACGGAAAUAGAGAUUUCCAAAGUGAAUAUUAACAGUAGAAUGGAGUUGGAGUGGAGGAAAAAAAGCGAAAGUGGCUUGCUGGAAAGUGUGCAGUCUCAGCUGGAGACAGUCCAUAACACAAACUCCACCAGCAUUGGUUUUGCUCAUACAACACCCAACACCUUUUCUUCGACAAGUGAAACUUCAUUCUUUCUCUGGGGACCAUCAGGUAGUGGAGUCAUAAAAACCUCAGUAUCCAGGCCAACUAAUAGAAUCAAAACUAGGUGGUCUCAGGUUCUCAGUCCAGAGAUACAAAUGAAGUUUGAUAAGAUCACUGCUGUGGCAAAGGGAUUUCUCACUCGUAGACUCCUGCAGACAGAAAAACUGAAACAUCUUAAGCAAACUGUAAAAGAUACUGUGGAGUUCAUAAAAAAUUUUCAGUCUGAAGCCCCGUUGAAAAGGGGAAGUGUGUCAGCACAAGAUGCAUCCCUUCAUGAAAGAGUAAUGGCUCAGCUGCGAGCUGCUCUGUAUGACAUCCAUGACAUCUUUUUUACAAUGGAUGCAUCAGAAAGGAUGAAUAUUCUGCGUCACGAUCGUGAAGUUCGGAAAGAGAAGAUGCUCAGGCAAAUGGAUAAAGUGAAGAGCCCGAGAGAGCGAGUGACACUUUCAACAGCUACACAGAAAUCUCUGGACAGGAAGAAGUACAUGAAGGCUUCAGAAAUGGGAAUACCAAGUAAAAAAAUAAUCAUAAAACAAAAAACUCCUGAAAGCCGCAUACUUCAACCAAACCAAGGACAGAAUGCCCCGGUUCAUAGAUUGCUUUGCAGACAAGGAACCUUUAAGACCUCAGUGAAUGGGGUUGAGCAAAAUAGAAAGAAGGCCUCAGAGAGCAGAGUGUCUAACAAGGCGGUUUCAGAUACUACUUCGUGAAGUCAAGAGAAGUGGCUACAGAAGGAUGUAUAGUAAGGCAGAGCAUAUGCAGGAAGAACCCAAAGAAAGAAGCCAAAUGUUGUGACAAUUUAAGAAGACAGCACUCACUGGGAUAAACUGUCUGUUUUUUACUGAUGGCAUUCUCAGCACUGAUUUUAAAUAUUGCAUCUUCUUUACGUAUAUGUAUAUUUAGAAAUUAUAAACCUACUUUGUCAUUUUCAGAUGACACAUUAAUACAAUCAUAUUGAAGUAAUAAAGGACUUUGAAGUUCUAAUACUUGUGGAAAAAUUGCAUGUUAGAACUUAUUAUAUGUUAAUACUAGUGUGUACACAUUUAUAGUCUUGUUUAUUUAAAGAUGACCACAGGGCAGCAUGAAGGUAAUUUGUGACUUUUUCACACUUUCUAAUUCUUGUGUCUGAUAUGUGCUUUUGCAUUACUUAAAAUUGCAAUUUCUGUGUAUGAUUGCUACCACAAGUAAGUCAUGGGUAUAUAUUUAGUUUCGUACCAUAAAGUUAAAGCAACUAAAUGGGAAAAAAACCUCCAAACUUAGAACUGAACUCUCACAUCAGUGAAUUUGUCCCCAGCCGUUUUGAAUGUACUUUCUGUAUGAAUGAGAUUUACUUCAAUUGCAGUACUAAUGACCUAAAAUGUUUUGCAUUUCUGCGAAGCUGGACAGACAUGGAUCCAGAUUCAGUGCUGGGCAGAUGGACCUACUUCAUUGACUAAACCAAAACUGUGCAUUUAUACUUGUGAUAGAUCAAAUCACCACCACCAAGAGUCCUGGGAUUUUUUUACCCUGAUGUCUACUGCAUUUUCUGAUGGAAACAACAUUUGGCCACGAUGGAGACCUGUAUGUUCUACGAAAAUUCAAGAAGGCAAGAUUUUAAUUGUUUUACUGUUUCAGACUUAAAUAGUAAUUUCAGUCCGUAAUAGUAAUUUGGAUAUGUUACAUUUCAUUGAUGACAGUUGCAAUUUUUCCUAAGCAAUUUCUCUUCUACCGUGAUCUAACAGGCCCUUGUGCUGAAUUCAUGAUUUGGGGGAAUGGGGAAUCCCUACCAAAUCCCAACGAAAUCUUUCAUAUUUAUGAAUAUCUAACAUUAAAUGAUCAUGCUCAUGUUUUACCUCAGUCUUCCAACUGAUGGAUGUUAUCCAUCAACUUGAGGGGAGCAUAAUUCUAUACCUGCUUUUAAUGAACUUGAGACAUGAGGUUGACAAAGUUUUAGAGAGAAAAGCUGUGCUUGUGUAACCUCAGCAGUAGAGAACUGACUGCCGGAAUGUGAAAUAGGUUAUAUUUUGUUAUUUCCCAGUGUUGAUAUAACAUAGUAACUUUGGAGGCUUUGUAAUGUGUUGACAUGGAUAUAAGAGAAAAAAGACUGAAAAUUUCAUUGUGUUAAAUAGUCAGCAUGAAAGAGGAACAUUAAUGGUGAGACGAGGACAGUACCUUCAUGAGCAGUGAUGAGUGAUUGGCUUGCUUGUGGCACCAGUUAUAGCUUUUAUCUGCCACCAAGUCUGUCCUCUGCAGACAGUGACAUUGUUCAAAACAGGUGUGUUAUACCAUGCAGUAAGUUACCCAAAUUGUGUACUUGGAAAAUGGCAAAAAUGCUGCCCAAGCACUUUGAAGAAUGACACUGCUCAGUGGCUCUCUGCUGUGGCAUUUAUUUGAAAGCCUGGGGCAGGAGGUUCCCCUAAUGGUGUAAAUUUUAAUUUUUUACCAGUGUAGGACCUGCCUCCUUCCUUCAAAUGCUGUGGUGCUUUAAAAUCUCAGUUGUAGUACAGAAAAUGCCCAAGGCAAGCUUCCUGCUCACCCAGUGGGCAUCACAGCCCUGUUUUGGUUCUCAGCUUUCCUUAGGAGUGAAAUCCAUCGCAACAGGGGAAAAUUAACAAUGGCGAGAGUAACCUGUGUCAUAGGGGACAAAAGGUGCUGUUGAUAUAGGAUUGAUGGUUUCAAAGAAUGUUUUAUGUGGUGUAUUUAUUAUUAGCAUAGGCACUAUGUUGAUGCACAAAUAGGUUUAGUGUGUUAGUAGAAAGGAAUGUUUGCUUUCUGCUUGGGUUUCACAUCUAAACUUCUUUGUCUUUAAGCAUGCUUCCACUGUGUAAUAGAGCACUGUAGCACAAGGUUGUUUUUUUUUUUUUUUUUAACUUUCAUGAGGCCUUUCUCUUGGCAAGUGCCAGACUUUGUUUUUGUACUUGAUGUUUUGUAUUUAUACAUAUUUAUCUUUUUAUUUUCUGUGAAAUUGUGAUACCAUUACAAAAGUCUAUUUAUUUUUAUACUUUUAUUUCGUUUUUCACCAGUCUUGCUUUUUACUUAAAGCAUUCUGCACAAUAAACUUUGAAUCUUUAACAAGAA